Messenger RNA from Anolis carolinensis (green anole), 3285 nucleotides. It is a transcript of the gene rbmx2, whose product is annotated as RNA binding motif protein X-linked 2. The coding region runs from base 100 to 963 and encodes 287 amino acids. Gene Ontology annotation, molecular function: RNA binding. Lineage: Eukaryota; Metazoa; Chordata; Lepidosauria; Squamata; Anolidae. Gene Ontology annotation, biological process: mRNA splicing, via spliceosome. The record is from RefSeq and is a predicted model, not a curated record. Gene Ontology annotation, cellular component: U2 snRNP; precatalytic spliceosome; catalytic step 2 spliceosome. The transcript has 6 exons.
AAGGCUCGGCCUAUCCGAAGACAGGACGCGGCCUGACGCUUGCCCAGCCUGCCGGGAAGUGAGGCGCAUGCGCAGAUUCACACAGGCAGAGAAGCCAAGAUGAACCCACUUACUAAGGUAAAGCUGAUCAACGAACUGAAUGAACGCGAAGCACAGCUAGGAGUGCAAGAUAAGGUAUCCUGGCACUCGGAAUACAAUGACAGCGCUUGGGUAUUUGUGGGGGGGUUGCCAUAUGAGCUGACAGAAGGCGACAUCAUCUGUGUAUUUUCACAAUAUGGGGAGAUUGUGAACAUAAACCUGGUUCGUGACAAGAAGACAGGGAAAUCCAAAGGUUUCUGCUUCAUUUGCUAUGAAGAUCAGCGAAGCACCAUCCUUGCAGUGGAUAAUUUCAAUGGGAUAAAGAUAAAAGGAAGGACUAUUCGAGUAGAUCAUGUUGCUAAUUAUCGUCCACCAAAAGAUUCCGAGGAUAUCGAUGAAGUUACAAAAACACUCCGGGAGAAGGGAUGUGGUAUUAAAACGCCUCCUCCAAGUUCGUCCGAAUCGUCUGAAGAGAAUGACGUGGAAGUGAAGAAACACAAAAAAGAGAAAAGAAAGAAAAAAAAGAAAGAGAAGAAGGAGCAUCGGAAACGUGUGAAAGAAGAACCGCUUGCAGACGUGCUGCCUCUUAAAACCAGGAUCAAAGAGGAGAAGGAAGAUCCAGGCUACGAGCGAUAUGCUUCUGGGAGUCAGUCGAACUGGAGCAGCCUCUCGGGGCACAAAUACAAGCGGGAGAGAGAGAGGUCCCGGGAAAGAGGCACAGAUCGGGGCAGACACGAACCAGGAGCUUCUCAAAGGGAAGAGAAACACAAGACACUCGAUGCCCCAAAAGAGAGGCUUCAAGGGGCUGGAAGCAGAAGGUCUCGAGACCAAGGGGAGGACAAAGGGAAGUCGUCGAAGGAGAAAAAGACCUCAGGUGGCUAUUAAGCCUUUGCAGAAAGGUCAUGGUGGCCUUAGCAGUUCAGCGGGAGGGAGGCCACUCUGCAGAUUGGACUAAAACUUUAGCGGAAGCGUGGGGUUGACUCUUGGACUGGACUUUGCCUCCUCAGAAAGGAGAAAAUGUGAGCAUCUGAUUGAACAUCUCUUUCAUUUUAUAUAUAAAGCAGUAGUCUGAGAUAAUUUUUUUUCCAAAUCUGGGACGAAUACAUUUGUUUUGAACUAUAGGCAGUCCUGGGUCACAGUGUCAGGAGCCCCUAUAUAUGUGGGCCAAAAGAAGGUUCUGGCAUUUGGUACAAUAAAAAUCUGUUGGAAUCUACCAGCGUGUCUUGGUGCUUUUUCUUUUGGAAGACGGACCCACAGCACAACUGAGGGAAGAAAACCCGACAUUUUGUACCGAAUACCAGAACCUUCUUUUGGCCCACAUAUAUAGGGGCUCCCACAUACCAGAGGGUAAUUGAGGUUUUAUGGCCGGCCUGUUUUAUGGCUGGCAUCUGUUCCUUGUCAGCCGACCAGAGAUGUCAAGGAUUGGAGAUCAUGACACACAGACAUCUGAUGUACAUAGGACUCCUAGUUAAGGACAGGGCUGAGACAACAGGAAGUGAGAGAAUUCUUCUCCUCGAAAGGGAAAUUCACUCUUGAAAUAGUUAUUAUCAUGGGGGGAAAGGGUCUCCACUGAACUUUUAUCUUCACAAGAGGCCAAACUUUUCAAAAGGUGAAAUCUAUACAGAGACAAAGAUAGCAAAACAAACACCACAGGGGGGUUGACAUGUCCUUUUGCUUUCCAAAAGAUAUAAAGCUGGUUAGUACUAGGCAUUUUUGUUAUAACCAGGAGUUGAGAAUCUCUGGUUAUUUUGAUGUUUUGGACUGCAGUUCCUACAGUUCAACAUUACUGGUCAUGUAGCCUGAGGGUUGAUGCUCCCCAUCCCUAUCUCGUGUGUGUGUGUGUGUGUGUGUUAUGUGUAUAUAUAUUCACACACACAUACACACACAAUUCAACAUUACUGGUCAUGCUGAUGAGGGUUGAUGCUCCCCACCCCUAUCUCAUAUGGUGUGUGUGUGUGUAUAUAUAUAUGGCUGGAGUUACACUUUAAAAUUGUACAUAUUCUGAUUUCCAUACAAAUUCAGUUUAAGAAGAAACCUACAGAAUCGAUCUUGUCUAUAAUAAUAACAAUACUUUAUUUAUAACCCACCCUAUUUCCCCAAGGGGACUUCCUGUAUUGUGAAUGUAUAGUGUCUUCUCAUUUUGCAGAAUGUAAGUCUCACAUUCCUUGAAGCCGUCAAUUUAGAUCCUAACGCAGUGGUUCUCAAUCUGUGGGUCCCCAGAUGUUUUGGCCUGCAACUCCUAGAAAUCCUAACAGCUGGUAAACUGGCUGGGAUUUCUGGGAGUUGUACGCCAAAACACCUGGGGACCUACAGGCUGAAAACCACUGCCCUAGAGAGAUGUGGGCAUACAUGUCUCUUUCAAGAAGAUAUUAUUUUAUGACACAGCAAACGAGAGAUAUGCUGGAUUUCGUAUCACAAAAUCACAAGUCGAACACUUCACAAGUGUAUAGGACUGUGUGAUGUAUUUUCGGACGAUGCGUGCAGAUCCCAGUAGGGUGGCCUUUUGCAGUUGGCAGAUUGUAAUUUUGUCAAUGUCUGUUGUUUCCAAAUGCUGGCUGAGAUCUUUUGGCACGGCACUCAAUGUGCCGAUCACCACCGGGACCACCUGCACUGGUUUCUGCCAGAGUCUUUGAAGUUCAAUCUUGAGGUCCUGAUAGCGGCUGAGUUUUCCCUGUUGUUUUUCGUCAAUGCGACUGUCACCUGGGAUGGCGACAUCAAUGAUCCAAACCUUUUUCUUUUCCACAACUGUGAUGUCUAGUGCGAUGUCUUUGUCAGUCUGGAUUCGGAAGUCCCACAGUAUCUUUGUGUGCUCAUUUUUCAAUACUUUUGCAGGUUUGUGAUCCCACCAGUUUCUUUACUGCUGGGAGGUGGUACUUGAGGCAUAAGUUCCAAUGAAUCAUUUGGGCCACGUAGUUGUCCCUCUGUUUGUAUUCUGUCUGUGCAAUUUUCUUACAGCAGCUGAGGAUAUGAUCAAUGGUUUCGUCAAUUUCCUUGCAUUAUUAAUAUUAUUUACACAUUGCUUUUUUCUGUUUAAAAUUAUUAUUAUUAUUUACACAUUUCUUUUUUCUGUUUAAAAAAGAGAGUUAAAGAAGCUUACAGUAAAACCACUCCAAUACAAUUGAAAACCUAGAAAUAGACGAGCAUUAAAGUAGAAUUCAGUAAGAAUGGUAUUCAAAAUAAACAGAUGAAACCUAUCUAUAGCUAAAA